AUGAUACAAGACUUGUUGAAUAAGUUUAAGCUGUGGAAAGUAAUUCGAGUGGUUGCAUGGAUACGAAGGUUUAUUAAUAACUGUCGUUCGAAGUUAAGGAGAAGUAACUCUCUAGUAACACAUGAAACUCAAGAAGCUGAAGAAUGUAUUGUCAAGAUAUCACAGAAUGCGAAAAUGUUAGAAAACGACUAUGAGGAUAUUUCAAAACGACUUGGACUUACGCCUGACGAGGAAGGGAUACUUCGUUGCCGAGGACGGGUCACGGCGAUGGUGGAUAGAGAGGUUAAGAAGAUCGGUGAAGAGUAUUAUCAACAAAUGUUACAAGUGUUUACGUUACAGAGCGAAACCCUUUGCUGCACCACCAACAGCGCCACUCCCAGAAUUUAG
This is a messenger RNA of Paramuricea clavata, 387 nucleotides long. The record is from the annotation of a GenBank genome assembly. NCBI's taxonomy places the organism in Eukaryota, Metazoa, Cnidaria, Anthozoa, Malacalcyonacea, Plexauridae.